This is a messenger RNA of Polistes canadensis, 2728 nucleotides long. Its product is annotated as WD repeat-containing protein 75. The record is from RefSeq and is a predicted model, not a curated record. Gene Ontology annotation, biological process: positive regulation of rRNA processing; positive regulation of transcription by RNA polymerase I. Lineage: Eukaryota; Metazoa; Arthropoda; Insecta; Hymenoptera; Vespidae. Gene Ontology annotation, molecular function: RNA binding; protein binding. The transcript has 15 exons. The coding region runs from base 91 to 2691 and encodes 866 amino acids. Gene Ontology annotation, cellular component: nucleolus.
UCUUCACUAAUGCCAUCUGUCCCUGUAUUUAAUUUGUAAUAAGUUAAGUAUUUUUCGUCUGUUUGUUGUUAAUUUAAAACACGUGUUAAAAUGCAAAUGAAAUCAAUUAAACUAUCUAAAUCAAUAAGAAAUAAUUCGUUAGAUGUAGAUAAUUUAAUUGUUACGAGAAAAGGUGGUGGAUCUAUAAUUGACCAUCGUCCAUUAUUUUCGGAAGAUGGAGAAACAUUGUAUGUUAUAUGGAAACAUACUAUACGAGCAUACAGUACAUUAACUGGAGAUUUUGUUCAAGAAUUUGAAGGUGUUGAUCGUAGGAUAACUGGAGUUGUCUCAUAUCCAGAUGUUUUUAAUACAGUUAUAGGUUGUACAGAUAAUGGGCAGCUUAAUUUUUGGAGUUGUCAAAGUGGUAUUAUUACAAAAAAAUUAGACUUAAAUUUUUUGUCAGUAGAGCAUCCCAAAGUGAAAACUUUUCAUAUUGUCAAAUAUAAAAACGCAGUCGGUGUAGAUAUAUCACAAGUUCUCAUAACUUAUAUCUCGCAAAAUAACAGCAAUAUAUGCUUGCUAUUAUUCGACUUGAAAAAUGGAAAGUAUUAUAAACGUCAGUCCAUUUCGACUAAAAAUCCUGAGUAUUACGUUGAUGUAAUAGGAAAUUAUGGGAAUAACUUAGUAGCAGUUCUUCACGAUACAGAUUUACACAUAUUAGAUCCAUCACGUAAUUUAGUUGACAAAUUACAUAAAACAGGGAAAACUGGUAGAAUACCAACAUGCAUCGCUGGACAUCCUGAAGAAGAAUGUGUGGCUACUGGAGAUUCUACUGGGCGCGUAGUAUUAUGGAGAAAUUUAUUCCAAUCUAGGCCAUUUACAGCAGUAUAUCAUUGGCAUACAUUACCUGUAACUGAAAUAGUUUUUAGUAAAACAGGUAAUCAUAUGUACACCGGUGGUGGAGAAUGUGUUUUAGUAAAAUGGACUAUUGCAGCUCCAUCAGAUAAAUCAUUUUUACCACGUCUACCAGCACCAAUUAAAUAUUUGACUAUCGCGUCAGAUAAUAUUUACGUUGCCAUAUCCACCUUAGAUAAUGGUAUUAGUGUUAUAAAUCCGCAAAGAGAUUUAAUAUCUGUAAUACAAAAUCUAACAUGGGGUAUUGCAUUAUCCUGUAAAGAUUUAUUCCCUGCUGGGCUCGUUGUAGAUCCACGUACCAAUAGUCUUGUUUUAAAUAGUCGUACUGGGCAUGUCCAGUUUUAUAAUACACAUACAAAAAGUUUAUUGUACAAUAUUCAUAUAACAGCUGAAAAUUUUAUUACACGAGAACGAAGUGUGAAUACUUUAAACACUGAAGUAACUAAAGUAGCAUUGAAUCAUGAUGGUACAUGGAUGGCCUCAGUGGAAGAACGCGAUGAUAAAGUUUCAGCUCCUGAAGUGAGAUUAAAAUUUUGGUCAUUUGAUUCGAACCAACAAAUUUUUACAUUAAAUACAUCGGUCGAACUUCCACACGAAUUAGGAGUUAAUGCCUUACAAUUUCAAACAAAUUCAUUAUUCGGUGACGAAGAUCCUUUAGUUGUAACUACUGGUAAAGAUAAGAAAUUUAAGUUAUGGAAUCUUGUAGAGCCAACAUCGAUUUAUAAAAAAACGAAACAUUGGCAUUGUUAUGGCGUAGGAAAUUACCAUGAACUAUCAGCUACAGAUGCUGCAUUUUCAAUAGAUGGUUCUUUAUUAGGAAUCGGUUUUGGUUCGUCAUUAACUAUUUGGGAGCCUGAUACGUGUACUUUAAGGAGUAGUCUUACACAUAGUCAAUAUGCACAUACCAUAACGCGCAUCGAAUUUGGGAAACAAGAAGCUUGUAAUUUGAUUGUCGUUGCUUCGGACAAACAUAUUGCUGUCUGGAAUAUUUUAUCUCUGAGUAUUACAUGGAGUGUUUCUUUAAAUGUAACUAAACUAACAGCCGAUUCCAAAUCCAUUCAUAUGGCUGCUUUCACUACAGAAAAUACGUUGUACAUUUUUAAUCCACAAAAUUCAACUCCAGUAUACGUUAAAAAAUCCAUCAUCGAAAACGACAGUUCAAUAUUAGGAGCUGUUUUCGUACCACGUUUGCAAGAUAGUAAAGAUUCCUCUAAUAUGCUAUGGCAGAAGAAAUCACAAUUAUAUUUUAUAGAUUCGAAUCAAGAACUUCUGUGUUUGGAAUCAGAAUCCGAAAUAGGAGACGCUUUAGAAAUCUUCUCAAGAAAUCAAACAGCUUUAACUCCUUUCACGAAUUUUAUAGCAUCUCAGACUGUAUCAAGUAGGGAAGAAAAUAAUUCCCUCGUACAGGAAUCUUAUCGUAUUUCAGGAAAAGAUAAAAUAGACGAGAUCUUCAAUGUUGCUGCUCAUACAUUACCACCGAUGAGAAUGCUUUGUGCAACUUAUUUACUGUCUUUGCUAUCACAAAAAGAUCAAUCUUCAAAUAAUAUAUUGUCAAGACCGGACGAUCAUAAUGAUGAUCUCAAUGAUUCGGAAGACGCAGAAGACUCCGAAAAUUCGGAAGACGAAGAGAUAAAUGAAGAAGAAGAUAAUAUUAAACGUGUAAAAACGAUAAAACAGGAACCAUCGCCAGUUUCAACGACAAUGGGUGUUGAUAAACCCAAUCAACCAUUAAUUAAUCACGAUUGGUCAUUUUUAAAAACUAUAGUACUUCCCCUUGGAAAAAGUACUGAAACAUAAGAAAUAUUUUGUUUAUAUGAAUAUUAUUAAAAUGUUU